Molecule: messenger RNA, 1932 nt
Organism: Suillus clintonianus
Lineage: Eukaryota; Fungi; Basidiomycota; Agaricomycetes; Boletales; Suillaceae
Exons: 2
Coding region: 74-1633 (519 amino acids)
Source: RefSeq, a predicted model, not a curated record
UGAAUUUCAAUCACUGAUCAGCAGCACGACUGUCAACCGUUUGAAUCUACUGAUCCAGGCUCAAGCGCUCAUCAUGCAUCAGGCUCUACUUAUUCCUGAAGUCCUCCUAAACAUAUUUGCGCAUGUCAAUCCAACACUAGACCCGUGGCUCACUCGCAAUUAUGACAAGAUAUCAUUGGGUCGAAAAUCCCUUGCUGCGCUUGCGACAACAUGCAAAGCCUUCCACGAGCCUGCCAUGGAUUUGCUGUGGGCUGAAGUACAUCAGUUAGAACCACUGCUAGGAUGUAUAACCAGGUUGCAUUCAACAAUAUACAGUAAGCAUCCGAGUCAAUGGUGGAAUCCCUGGCAUGACUACCAUAGCCGCACCUGGGCAGGCUUGCCAGAUCUCGAACCAUUAUCUGCUCACGAGACCUGUCAAUUUCUGCGUCACUCCGCCCGCGUCCGCUCAUUGAUCAUACCAUAUCAUGAUCGCCUUGUUCACUUUCUCUCAGCCAUUCCCAUCGAGACAUGCCUCUUCCCGAGGCUGCGGUCGUUAACUUGGGGGCUUUCCACUGCUAAAUAUAUGGACCUCUUCUUGCCCCACACGCUGCGCAAAUGUCACCUAUCGACUGUCAACGAAGGUCUGAAAUAUCUUGUGACCCGUUGCUCUGCCUUGGAGCACUUAAGCAUCGACCGUUUUGAUCCGCUCGCAGGGGAUGAGCUAUCCUUGCUGUCUGAUAGUGUCCGUUUGUGCAAACGGCUUGUACGUCUGUCUUGUCCAUCGCUCGACUGGGCAGCAUGGAAGCAUCUCUCCGACCUCCCUACUCUUCUUGGAGUGCAAAUUGAUGCAAACCGCAGUGCCUUUCUUUGGCCAUUGGAACGGGAUAUCGUCAAUUUAUCGCCAUUUCUUAACCUCAAGGAUCUUUCCAUCUUGCUUUCCAGUCCUGCAUAUGUUAUCGCAGUCAUGGAACACUCGCAAUUCCCCUCACUGAUAAAAUUCACGGUCCGCCUCGAACUUCCGCCUCCAGCAGUGGCUGAGCAACUCUUUAAUACACUAUCCCAAUGCACGACAUCCCAAAUCCUCGAACAAAUUGACAUUACCUUGGACGACUAUGAAGACGACUAUCCAGAUCCAGACAACGAUCAAGACCCUCCACCACCAGGCAACAUUUUGACAGUGAUUCCACAUCUUCUUUGCUUCACACAGCUCCGAAUCCUGCAGCUCAAUAUUCAUGGUUCCUACAUCCGCCUUGACAAUGACAUCCUUUUGGUAGCCAUGUCAGCUUGGCCGCACAUCCAAACUCUAAAAAUAAAAAACUCGAGCCUUCCUCCUCCCGUCACAUUCCGCGGAUUAUUCACAGCGAUGCGUCAAUGUCCACACUUAAAUAACCUGGACAUUGCGAUCGAUACUGAGAAUAUCGAUAUCGAUCCUAAUGCUGAGCCAACACCACAUACCUCCCUACAAACAUUGGAGUUGGGGUCAGCCCGUUAUUGGGUUAGGAACCCUGAAGCUGUCGCUAGCAUCAUCUUCACCUGGCUCCCUUGUAUCGACGGAGUUGACAUGCCCAAUGGGCAGAUGAAGGAUGUCCACUUACAUCUGGAACGUUUGAGAGUUGCUGCGCUGGAUGCCGCAAAAGCCGUCUCAUAUAAUUGAUGUACUCAUGUUCAGGGAAUAUUCUGGAGUUGCUACAUUCCUUCGCGUUCGCACACGUGCCAGUGGUCCUAGAGAGACUCUCGCGCUAGGCAUGGACCGUAAUCCACAGAAUGGCUGCAUGACGAUCCCGUACCUGCUAGAUUUCCUUUCUGCCCCGGAUUUCUUCGCCUCGAAUUGUGUAUAUCUUAGACUGAUAUUAAUGCAUGUAUUUAGAGUCUUGAUGUUGUUCCCACUAUGUACAUACUACACAUACAACCUAAUAUACCUCCACCUGAGACGUGGCACUGGGUUGCAAUGGA